This is a messenger RNA of Galendromus occidentalis (western predatory mite), 1626 nucleotides long. Its product is annotated as acetylcholinesterase-1-like. The coding region runs from base 1 to 1626 and encodes 541 amino acids. Lineage: Eukaryota; Metazoa; Arthropoda; Arachnida; Mesostigmata; Phytoseiidae. Gene Ontology annotation, molecular function: acetylcholinesterase activity. The record is from RefSeq and is a predicted model, not a curated record. The transcript is spliced from 9 exons. Gene Ontology annotation, biological process: choline metabolic process; acetylcholine catabolic process. Gene Ontology annotation, cellular component: plasma membrane.
AUGAAAUCUCAGCAUCUAGUUUGUGUGAUUGUGUUCGCAUUCGCGCCUGCUAUAGCUUCAGAAGACGACUUUGCCUCUGAGGGUACCGUGAAAACUGUUUUGGGGAAACAGAUCCGAGUGUUUUUAGGAAUUCCCUAUGCGCGACCACCUGAAGGAAAACUCAGAUUCCGGAAGCCGCAACCAGUCAACUUCACCAAGGGUCUCCGGGCGGCGAAAGGAAUGGCACCCUCAUGUUUACAGCUGAACGAAGAUCUUCCUCCAUUUCCGUGGCUGCCAGAAAAGAACACAAGUUUUUCCGAAGACUGUCUAUAUCUGAAUGUAUGGACGCCGCUCACCGGGCGAUCUAAGAUUGAAAGGUUCCCGGUGUUGAUUUUUCUACAUGGUGGCGGUUUCCGCUCCGGCUCUUCAUCGCUUGAAGUAUACGAUGGGGGGACACUCUCAGCCUAUGGUGAUCUCGUAGUCGUGACUGUGAAUUAUCGGCUCGGGUCCUUGGGAUUCCUCCAGCUCAAUUCGAAAAUCUCGGGGAACAUGGGCCUCUAUGAUCAGGUGAGAGCUCUUGAAUGGACUCAGCUGCACAUUGGAUACUUCGGUGGCGAUCCCUCUCAAGUUACCGUCAUGGGUCAAGAAGCCGGAGCCGUUUCAUUAGGCAUGCUUCUCUUGUCUCCCCUUUGUAAAGGACUUCUGAAACAGGCCGUUCUCUUGAGCGGGGCUCCUAAUUGGCUGGUUGAUCCCAUGGAUACUACCGAGUCAAUCACGAGAGCUCGGAAGCUAGCUUCGGAGGUCGGCUGUGUCCCAACAUCACUACAUCCCGGGAAAAAACUGCAGCAAACUGGGCAAUGUCUGAUGAAAGUGAACGCGUCGAGCUUAGUUGAGGCAGAACAUCGCAUUCUGAAUGGUUCUUAUUACGGCUUUCUACCUCGGCAGAGGGACAUGGUGGUUCCCAUGGACCCUGUCAUGGCGGUCGCUCACGGUCACGUACUCCCUGUCGAUGUUCUCGUUGCUUUCACGGAGGAUGAAGGCUACAUGCAAACCUAUAAGCUUUUCCCGCAUCUCUUCACCAACGAAUCCAGGUUGACUCUGAGCGAGGCCCGCUCGAUUCUAGCGGAAGUUUUGGACCUCUUCCCGGACGACGCUACAGAUCUACUCAUGGAUUUCUACUUUGGCAAGCUCAACGACAGCGACCCACCCAAUGACAUCCGACAGGCCCUCUCACAGGCUUUCGGUGAUAUAUUCGUCACGUGCCCGGCACGAAUAUUCGCCGAAUCCUUCGGAGACCGACCCAUGAACGCGUUCCUCUACGAAUUCAAAUACAAGCCGCUCCUCUCGAUGAACCCGGCGGAAAUAGGCGCAACGAACUUCGAUGACAUACCUUAUUUAUUCGGGGAACCCUUACGAUUCCCAGAGAGAUUCGCUUCGGACGACGUCUCUAUAACGAAAAUGAUGAUGAACAUUGUGACCUCAUUCGUCAAAUCAGGGACACCGGAACCGGUUCGCGACUUCGCGAUACCGAAAUUCGAGUCGCCCGCUUAUAAAUACGUUCAACUAAGCGGCUCAGGAGCUAUCGAGAAACAGUUCCCGAGGCCUAGCUGUGAUCUCUGGAAGAGAUUCUACCCGAAGAACUCCUGA